UGACCAGCCAACCACAUGGCUGGAAUUCAGGGACUUCUCGGUGGUGCAAUUACUAGCUAGCUUCAGGGUACUCUGGUAAACUCUGAUCUGGGGAGGAACUAAAACUAUUAGAGAUCCAGGCAGUUUUUUUCCCUUGAGAAACGACCCAAGGCACCACGAUAGAGUCUUCUACUUCUUCCUCAGCUACCUGCAGAAAAAUCUGGAAGAAUCAUCAGGUCAUGAACCCCAGAGCUCCAAAUGGGAUCCUUCAUAGAAAAGAGAAAAUGGCAGCCCAGCCCUUCUCUAGGCUAUGGAGAGUCUCUGAUCCAACUCUGUUCCAAAUGACCUUGGUCGCUACUCUCAUGGCUACUGUUCUUGGAGAUUGUGGUCCCCCACCGAAUCUAUACUUUGCUUCUUUAACAACUGAGUUGAAUGAGACACACUUCAACCAUGGAACUGUCCUGAAAUACAUCUGCCGUCCUGGCUACAGUAAGGUUAAUUUUGCAAGUCAGGUUGUUAUCUGUCAACGUAACACAUGGAGAUACAAUGAAUUCUGUGUCAAGAAACGAUGCAGAAACCCAGGAGAAUUACAAAAUGGCAAAGUGAUAUCUAAGACAGAUCAUUUCUUUGGAUCAUACUUAGAAUUCGUUUGUUCAGAAGGAUAUAUUUUAAUUGGCCCAGCCACUAGUUAUUGUGAGAUCCAAGAUAAAGGAGUUGAUUGGAGUGAUCCUCUCCCACAAUGUAUAAUUGCUAAAUGCAAGCCUCCUCCAGACAUCAGCAAUGGGAGGCACAGCGGUGGAGAUGAAGAUUUCUACACAUAUGGCUCUUCUGUCACCUACAGAUGUGACCCCAACUUCUCAUUGAUAGGCAAAGCCUCCAUUUCUUGCACAGUGGAAAAUAAGACAGUAGGUGUCUGGAACCCAAGUCCUCCUACUUGUAAAAAAAUCAUCUGUCCUAAGCCAGAGGUUAAAAAUGGAAACGUAAUCUCUGGAUUUAGAACCAUCUAUACUUACCAAAACUCCAUGAUAUUUGACUGCAAGGAAGGUUUUAUUCUCAAAGGAAGCAGUUUAAUCCAUUGUGGAGAAAAUAAUGACUGGGAUCCUCCUCCUCCCAUUUGUGAGCUCAAUAGUUGUACUGACUUACCGAACAUCCCAAAUGCCUACUGGGAAAGAUACAACAACCAGGUGCCGACAAAAGAGCGAAUAUAUAAUAUUGGAACUGUGUUGAGGUACAAGUGUUAUUCUGGCUAUGAACCUGCUUCGGAUGGGCCUACCAGUGUGACUUGUCAGAGAAAUCUGACUUGGACCCCACACAUAGGAUGUAAGGAGAUGUGUUGCCCAAUACCAGACCUGGAGAAUGGUGAAAUCAUUUCAAAAAGCACUAGGUCUGUGAAUAGCUGUGCUUAUUUCUACAGAGACACAGUUUUUUAUAUGUGUUAUAAGAAAUCUCAGUUUGAAGCUAGGUGCCAAGAAGAUGGCACGUGGCAUCCCAAAACACCAUCAUGUGGUGAGGAUUGUGAUUUUCCUCCUGAAGUUGCCCAUGGAUAUUAUGAAGAAGUUGAAAGAUUCCGUGUAUUCAUACAAAAGGAAGUGAUAUAUAAAUGUGACAAAGGAUACACUCUGGUUGGAGAGUCCAGACUUUCUUGCAGUUCUUCACACUGGACACCUGCACUCCCUCAAUGUAAAGCUCUGUGUCCAAAACCAGAUAUAGCCCAUGCAAAGCUGUCCGUGGAUAAGGAUCAAUAUCUUCAAACUGCAAAUCUUACCAUCCAGUGUGACUCUGGCUAUAAAUUGGAUGGUCCCCAAAAUAUCACUUGCUUAGAGGACAGAACCUGGCACCCUGGGGUGCCCAAGUGCGAGUGGGUGAUCCCUGAAGGCUGUGAACAUGUCCAGAAAGGCAGAACGGCCAUGCACUGUCUCCCCAACCCAGAAGAUGUGAAAAUGGCCAUGGAGCUGUAUAAAUUGUCUUUGGAGAUUGAACUACUGGAACUACAGAGAGACAAGGCAAAGAAAUAUACUGUGGAGUCACCACUAUAA
Molecule: messenger RNA, 2015 nt
Organism: Odobenus rosmarus divergens (Pacific walrus)
Lineage: Eukaryota; Metazoa; Chordata; Mammalia; Carnivora; Odobenidae
Product: complement component 4 binding protein, alpha
Exons: 12
Coding region: 219-2015 (598 amino acids)
Biological process (GO): negative regulation of complement activation, classical pathway
Source: RefSeq, a predicted model, not a curated record